Helicoverpa zea (corn earworm) is the source of this 747-nucleotide messenger RNA. RefSeq lists its product as uncharacterized. NCBI's taxonomy places the organism in Eukaryota, Metazoa, Arthropoda, Insecta, Lepidoptera, Noctuidae. Bases 1 to 723 code for a protein of 240 amino acids. The record is from RefSeq and is a predicted model, not a curated record. The transcript is spliced from 2 exons.
AUGUAUAAAUAUUUAGCAAACUGCAGUAUAAUGCACCGAAAUGCUGCAGUUUUAACAAUUUUGUGCGUACUCUUGUGUCUUACUUUCAACUACACAUUCCCGCUGCAUAGAGAAGGUUUGAACUGGUCCAUGGAAGGAUACAGUAACCAUUCGCGGAUCUGCGGCAGAACGAAUCGCCAUGAAAAUAUUUUAGAACGAAGCAAAAAGAUGGCUAGCAACAUAGAAAAUGCCUUUAAAAGAUUUAAAGAUUCGACGCAAGACAUUUCCAGAAACAUCCAAGCACAUUUGAAUACUGCUGUAAAGAAUUCUCUCAGUGAAGAAGAUCUUCGUCAAUACGAACAGCUUGUUAUAAUGAAGAAGUAUCCCUAUUUAGAUCUUAAGGAGAUAGAAUCAAAGUUUAGUAGCCCCUCUGAGAAAAAUACAAGGCAGAGUGUUAAGUAUGAUUCAGGAACGAAUUACCACGGCGACCCUAGUUUUUGUGAACCUUUAGACGACGCGCCAAAUGUAGAAAUAACUAACAGAGGUCUAACUGGAUUCGCUAUACCUGCCAAAAUAGUUAAAACAUCUAAAUUGCUGGAAACUAAAUUAAAGCUUAACAAUAUUAAGAGCAUUGAUGGCGGUGCCGCUAAGCAAAACGCAAAACUGACAUCAACUCCAGUUCCUCGUCCUUCAGAAAGUCUUCGUGAUGAUAUUAUGUAUUAUGAAGAAAAUAAUUUACAAUAAACUUUUCUAACAUAUCUUUGGCAA